Molecule: messenger RNA, 936 nt
Organism: Candidula unifasciata
Lineage: Eukaryota; Metazoa; Mollusca; Gastropoda; Stylommatophora; Geomitridae
Source: the annotation of a GenBank genome assembly
AUGUCAGUUCUCCAGAGCCAGCUUCCAGGAAAAAGCCAGGAUGAGCUCCCAAAUGGUGCAGCCAAAGAAAAUCACGACAAACUGCUGAACUUCACAAGAGAGGAACAGACUGGUGAUGCUGAAGCUACAGAAGCGCUUCUAAACCAGGCUGACGUUCAGGUGGCUCUAGAGAAAAACAUUGUCAUCAACGCUGGCGAUAUGGCAGAUGGCACAUCUACAAUAGAAAACUGGAGAGAGCCAGCUCUGGAUGGUGACACUGACACAGACAUAGAGCAAAAGAAAGGUGUUGUCAAUGACACAUCUGCCGAUAAAAGACGGACAAGAUGGCAGAAGUUUUGGCAAUCAUCAUCUCUCGAACUAUGGGGUUUCCGCUGCAUGCUCGUGUCCACGAUCCCUGGAAGUGCCUCUGCGUAUCUGCUGAGCUACAUCCCGACCAUCUGCAAGUUCCAAGGCGCAAGUUUUGAGCAGGCGGCGUUCCUGACUACAAUCAUGGGUGGCGUGGACCUGGUCAGUCGUAUCUCGACGGGAUUUAUUGCCGACACUAAAGUCUUGCUUCCAUCACGUUUAGCUGUCAUUGUACUACUGGGCUUAGGUAUCGGAUGUCAUUUUGUCAGAUACGCCACGUCGUUUGUAACUUUAAUUCCAAUGAUAGUUUGUACAGCAAUCUUUCUUGGUUCCCGAGUACCGCUGCAUUCACUAAUGUGUCAAGAGGUGGUGGGACCUCAGAAGUUCCCUCAAGCCUACAGCUUGUUAACUGUGAUUAUUACUCUGUCAUCAUCGUCGUUAAACCCGGCACUAGGUGCCGUGGUUGAAGCUACAGGAUCGUUUGUCCCUGUGCUGCAUAUCCUAGGAGUGUGUUUUCUCAUCAGUGCCGGCAUGCUGGCUUGUCUGCCGCUGUUUGUACGUCUCGAUGUUAAACAUGGCAAAAGGAAAUAA